Messenger RNA from Apus apus (common swift), 5177 nucleotides. RefSeq names its product mitochondria localized glutamic acid rich protein (gene MGARP). Bases 105 to 860 code for a protein of 251 amino acids. The record is from RefSeq and is a predicted model, not a curated record. Lineage: Eukaryota; Metazoa; Chordata; Aves; Apodiformes; Apodidae. Gene Ontology annotation, cellular component: mitochondrion; mitochondrial outer membrane. Gene Ontology annotation, biological process: anterograde axonal transport. The transcript has 7 exons.
CGCCCACCCGCGUGGCCCCGCCCCGCCGCGCAGGGGGUCGGUGUCCGCCGGUGCCGCCUCGAGCUGUCCCGCAGCCCGCCGUGCCCGCUCCGCUCCCCGCCGCCAUGUACCUCUGCAGGGCCGCCUCGCAGGCGCUGGCCUCUCGCCUGAGCAGGGCUCCCUCCGCUGCGAGCCGCCUGAAGCAGCGCGCACCUCUUCGCCAGAUGUCAUCGGGGAGUGUUCCUGGCUCUUCUGGAGAGAACAUGAUUUACUAUCUCCUUGCUGGUGUUGCUGCUUUUGGUGGUUUAUUCUAUGCCUACAGAGAAGUCAGUUCAUCCCGCAGCAAGUAUAUUGAACAUAUGAAUAUUCUUCAUGAGAGAGCUGAGGGGCGGAAAGGCAAACGGUCAAGCAGGGGUGAUGAAGAUGAGACAGCUGAAGUUGCUGAAGUCGGUGAAGCAGAGACAGCCACGGAAGAGGCAGAUGCAGCAGCUGCUGCUGGACCCACAGCACAGGAGGAGAGUGCUGGGGUAUCCCCAGAAACUGGAGCGGAGAGUGACUUACCGGCUCCAGAGGCAUCCCCUGCUGUGGAGGAAGCCCAGCAGGAAGCUGCUGCGGAUUCGGAAGCUGCUGCGGAUUCGGAAGCUGCUGCGGAUUCGGAAGCUGCUGCAGUGCAAGAAACUGUGAGUGAAGUCUUGGAUGUUGCAGCUUCUUCUGUGCAUGAGGAAAACUUAGACAGUGUCAAGGAAGCAGUAGCCUCAGCAACUCCAGAGAUUUCUGACACAUCCUCAAGGACCCAGGACGUUGAUGCUGAGGUGUUGGGACAAACUUCAGAAGUUUCUGUGGAGGAGAAGCCACCUGAAGAAGAUGCUAAGGAACCCUAAAGGAGAUGGUGCCUCCUCCAACUUUAUAUGGAUGGGAAGAAGGACUAAAACUGGAUAUUUCUGUACUGGAGGUGUUCUUGCCGUUUGCUUGAACUACAGGUAAUCAAACAGGUUGUUGAAAUUGCAAUAUUUGUUUAGUGGUUUAGCUAUCUGCAAAUGUUCUCCUCUUUCCUCUUGACGUUUUACCACACUCAAAAGAUGGCUUUAGCAAACUCUGAAAUGCUAUUUGCAAUUCAUGUUCAACAGCUCCUGGAUAACAAACAAAUGGAAAGCUUCUGUGGAAUAUCAUACCUUUCUUCAUGUAGUUUGUUAAUUAUUUGUAUUAGCUUCAUGUGCAGAUUCAGUGUCUCAUAAUUACCUAAAAUUCUGGCUUGUUUAGAGAGAAAUAGUUUUCCUUAGUUUAAAUAUUCAUAACGUGUGAGCUCUGCCUGUGGCCUAGGAAAAAGUGUUAUACAUUGCUACAGUUCCUGUGCUUUGUCUCAGGAAGUUUAGCUGCCUGUACUCUGCCUUCUCAGUUCAGCAUUGACUGUAGGAUGCAAACCAAUUAAAUUACAGGAGAAAAUAAGUAGAAGAGGAGAGACAAUAAUAAGUACUAUGAUCAUAUUUCCUCUUUCUCUUUCUCUCUUGGUAAUUAAAUUAACUUCCUGAGGUCUGUGGAGAUUCAUGGAUCAGCUUCCCAUAAUUUGAUUUAAUUCUUAUUCUGGCUUCUUUCUUCCUGCAUAAGGUUAUUUUCUUUCUCAGUAGUUACUGGGAGAUGUUACUCUCCGGUGAGAGCUAAUUGAGAAUAAUUAACCCUUGAGCAACAUGCACUCACAGUAUCAAGCAGAAGAGGGCACUACAUCAAAAGCAGAACUAACAUCUAGAACAGAAAAGAAUUCCCCACCUGAAGCUGAAUGCUACGUACCUUGCCCCAUAUUUUGGGGGUGAAAACGAGGCAAAGUCUUUUUUCACACUUAUUCUAACUUAGAUUCUUUCCUCUAAAAUAUUGCAACCUAUGCCUUUAAAAAUAUAUCUAACACACAGCAACAAACUGCUACAGGCUUUUCUCCAUUAUUUCUCCAUUAAUAUAAUUCCUUCUUUCUCAAAAACAACAUCAAUUUAUUCAAGGGUGAAAUCCUGCCCCUGACAGGCAUAGCAUUGCUCUCCUGCUCUAUUCACACAACUCCUGCUUAACUAGUGGCAUUGCAACCCCUGUAAUGCUGAGGAUGAGAAGCUUCUUGGGCUUGCUUACUUUACAGGUGAAGUAACAUUCUAGUUUUAAGGAAAGAAGGGUAUGUGUUUGGUUUUUGGUUUAAGAUUUUAUUUAAUUUUCUUCUAAAUUGAAUGCCAUUAAGGAGAAACUAUAAAGGUGACAGAAUGAAUUCAGAGAAGAUUAGGAUUAGACAUGCAAUUUAAAGGACUUUACUGUAAAAUAUAAGCUGCUUUAGUAGCCUACAGCAUGAAUAAAAUCAAGUGGUAGAUAGGAACUUUAGGUAAAUUUUAGUUAAGCUGACACUAGCCCUGUGUCUUCAUAGCACAGAAACCUUGCAUUUGGGGGCAGCAAGAAGUCUGAAACUUUGUCUCAAAGCUGUUGGAUCUUGAAUUCUUCACAGCUGGAACCUUUAUCUGGUAUUUAUCACUGGCAUCAGAAUUAUGUGAAUCAUCAUAUCUAUAGACUUCAAAUUAGGUUCCAUAUCCCUGCAAAAAUAACUCCAAAAGCUGGUGAGCAUUGCUUGUGCACGCUGAGUUAAGGUGAUCCCCAGCCUGGGGCUGGGAAGGUGUCUUGCCCUCUGCAGGGCAGGAGCAGCCACAGGAGAUGGGCUGCCUGCCCCUGUGAAGUGUGAAUACCGAUAUGCUUUCCAGGACUGAUUAGUUGUUUGACCAGUACUGUGCAGUUGCAGGGAUUGAAUCCACUACUUGUCUCUCAUAUUUGUGUGCCUUUUGCACAAGUAUUAUAGGAUGUGGGGGAACAUUUGUCGCCCUUUCUGUACUCGGCAUUUGCGGUAUCGCUACCUGUAGUUGCCUGGGACUGGUACUGAAGAUCUCCCUCCAAUAUUGACAUUUUUUUUAAUUUUAGAAAUUUUCAAUAUUUUUUACUAUAAUUUUAGAGACAGUAUUCACAAAAUAGUCUGCGUGUUCUGCAAGUUGAUCCCAGGAAGCAAAAAAACCUAAUUACACCUGUAGAGUUAUUGCUACUUCACUAAUAAUGAUUUACAGAAUGGUCUGACUGACAGAAGGGUUGUGGGACCCUCACUCCCUUAUUUCCUCUGGGUCAUUUUUUGGUCAUUUCUUCUGGGUCAUACUUCUGGGUCUGAAUCAGUGUAACCUUCCCCUUUCAACUGAACAACCAAAAGCAGUAAGCUCAGCAUCUAGAAUUAGAGAGGCUGCAGUCUUUUGAGGACAAAUGUUUAAAAAGCAACGUGGACCACAGCUUUCUUAAUGCAUGAAGGGGCAGAGAAACAUUUGUUGAACUGCUGACCCCAUGUUAUUGCACAGCAGUAUCCCAGCAAUAGCAGUUUUGAAUUAACUGCAGGUCUGCCUCGUGUAGGUGAAAAGGAACACUAUUUUUUAUUAUUUAUUUUUUUAGAUGUAUUACUUAUAUAACUUGAAAAAUAAUCCAGCUGAACUGAUCCAAAUCCCUUGGUAGCCCUGCUUUUUUAUUUUAUUUGGAAGUUUAAGAUUUUUUCAGCAUAGCUUUCCAACUAGCUUAAGGUAAACCAAGAAGAACUGUUCCUAAAAGAAAUGCAGUUUUCCAUAUGAAGAGUUAAUCUAGUCGAAUUUAAAAAACCCAACCCAAAAAAAACAAUCCCAAAACAAUAAAAAAAAAAACCAGCAGCAGGGAAAGAGAUGGAGAUGCCAUUGUGAUAACCUCAAAGCAGUGCUGUUUGUGUCUGCAGAGAAGCACAGGUCUCUGCAUUUGCUGUGACUCUCUCCCGGAGAGGAGCUGCUGAACUUCCACUGAACAUGGCUGCACAGCUCUGCUCAUUAGAAGAAAAAGUGAGAACUGGAAGUGGCAUAGAUGAACUAGAUUAAGAAGUGCAGAAACAUUUGUCCUGUGGCAUCCAAACAGUAGAGAAAAACUGAAUAGACAGAUGUCUGCAUAGCCCAGGUGGCAGGAAAAGGAAUAUUACAGAAAGGACCACUUAAAGUCCAUAUUUAGAGCACCCCUAAGUGCCAUGUCACCCCAUGCCCAGUGACUCCAUGAAUGAGCUACUGAGAUCGUAGAAUCACAGAAUGGUUUGAGUUGGAAGCGACCUUAAAGAUCAUCUAGUCCCAACCCCCCUGCAUGGGCAGGAACACCUCCCACUAGACCGGGAUGCUUAAAGCCCCAUCCAACCUGGUCUUGAAUGCUUCCAGGGAAGGGGCUUCCACAACUUCCCUGGACAACCUGUUCCAGUGUCUCACCACCCUCACACUAAAGAAUUUCCUUCUAAUGUCUAACGUAAAUCUAUCCUCUUCCAGUUUUGAUCCAUUCCUCUUGUCCUCUCACUACAAGUCCUUGUAAAAAGCCCCUCCCCAGCUUUCCUGCAGCCCCUUCAGGUACUGGAAGGUGCUCUAAGGUCUCCCCAGAGCCUUCUCUUCUCCAGGCUGAACAGUCCAACUCUCUCAGCCUGUUCUUGUAGGAGGGGCACUGUGGCUCUCUGAUGGUCUUUGUGGCCCUUCUCUGGACUUCCUCCAUGAGCCCCAUGUCCUUCUUAUGUUGGGGGCUCCAGAACUGGACACACUAGAUGUACAAAGCUGCUUUGGUUUAUAUGGCUUUUGAUCAACUGACUGUGGGCCUGUGUUUUGAAAGCAGCUGUCUGCUCCUCUGUGAAAAGGAUCGUGGCAAGAGGUUUUCUCCUUUUUCUGAAUUUUUACUUGGAGCCAUGGAAAUAAGAAGAAGGAAAUAAAUAACUAAAGGAGUGAGCAUGUCAAGUCAGGACUAAUUCCAAAGCUGACAGCACUUGGGUCUGUCAGGCUGCUAAAGAACAGGUAUUGAGGGCUAAAGCUCCCACCCAGUAAGACUUAUUUCCAUUCUGUAAGAAGGCAUUUUUUGCCAGGAACCCUAGAAUAGAUUUUCCUCCCUUUUCCUAUCCUUUUCUUGACCUGCUCUUUUCGUUCAUUUACUUUAUAUCGUCAGCUGCUAUUUCUGAUCUAAGCCCAAGGCCUACAGAAUGUGAGCUCCCUUCAUCCACUGUCUAUGAGCUUUUAACUUUACACCUUUGUUGAUACUAUUUGCAUGCUGGAACAUUAAAAUAGUUACAUUAUCUAAUGUGUAAACACUGAACACUAUUCUGUAAUUUCUCGCAGCAACAUGGAUGUCAGCUAUCUUGUUAAUAAAUUAUUUUUCCCCGUGUA